Chilo suppressalis (striped riceborer) is the source of this 3465-nucleotide messenger RNA. The record is from the annotation of a GenBank genome assembly. NCBI's taxonomy places the organism in Eukaryota, Metazoa, Arthropoda, Insecta, Lepidoptera, Crambidae.
GGAAAACUACCUGAGUCUCUAACCACAGUAAGUAUGAAACCGAUGUGCUUCGGGACGUCACGACACGACACGUUAAUAUUUUUCUGCCUUUAAUGAUAGGUGGGUGAUGAGAACAAACUUACCAUAACUACCAACAUUCAGAAAUGAAUAUCUAUAGAAUGUUGUGAUUGGUUGAAAAAUAUAAAAGGUUGGCAGUUGUCAUGCAACCUGUAAAUUGUAUUUUGUGAUUGUGAAUUUGUCGAACGAAAUUGUUAGUUUGUUUUGUCUCAAAAAAUAUGGUAAUCAGUUCAUGUAUGUUGUUCAGUAAUGGUUAAUUAAAAAUAUGACUAAAACGUUUAAGUUUUAAAAUUAAAAUGUGAAUGUUACAAAAAUUCAUGCAAGUUAAGUGGGUUGUAUUGUAAAAAUGCUAAGUGUUGCCGUCGAAUCUUGGUAAACUCAUGUUGGGAGGUUUAUUGGAAGACCCAGUUACAUUUUCACUGAGCAAUAGGUACAUGCACGCAGCGGGAAUGACAAUAAUGGCAGUUUCUGUUGGAGAAAUAUGCGAGAACACGAAGCUGGCCAGAGAAAUGGCCCUCAUGGGGAACUACGAGUCGGCUCUCGUGUACUACGAGGGAACAGUGCAGAUGAUACAUAGACUGUUGAUCACUAUCGCUGACCCCACACGCAAAUCCAAGUGGCAAUUGGUCCAGAAGCAGAUGGCGCGUGAGUACGAACAGCUGAAGGCAACAGUGGCAACGCUGCAAAUGUUCCAACACGACGGGGAGAAGGCGCUCACACCUCUCGCAGGAAAUUAUGAGGACCUGCCGACCCGGGACCAGAUGUGGGGGCCGGCGCCGCACGAAAUCGACCCCGACGUCUGGCCCCCACCCCCAGACCGCGACCCCAACGCUUGGCCGCCCCCCACCAGCGCAGAGCACAAAGGACCUCCAGUCAUGAAGUCAGCACGUAACAAUCCACGGAACAGCCGCGUAGAGAACAAGAAACCCACUACGGGCCGGAACGCAACCACAUCACAGAGAAAGACCUCCGACGCAAGGAAUACGAAAAAUGCCGCCAACAAAGCUCAUAGUGCAAAAACAAAGGACACAAGCAAUAAGGACCACGGCAACAUUGGCAAAGACAAGCAAGACAGAGACAACAAUAACGGUGACACAGACGACGAGAAACACAAAGAGGAAGAGAGGAGAUUUGAGCCGCCGUCGGCCGCAGACGGCGACUUGGUAGAUAUGCUUGAACGAGAUAUUGUACAAAAGAAUCCCAACAUUAGAUGGGACGACAUCGCCGACCUAGCGGAAGCAAAGAGAUUGCUCGAAGAGGCCGUAGUCUUGCCAAUGUGGAUGCCAGAUUUUUUCAAAGGUAUCAGAAGACCAUGGAAGGGGGUUUUGAUGGUAGGCCCGCCUGGCACAGGGAAGACGAUGUUAGCCAAAGCAGUGGCGACAGAAUGCGGUACCACUUUCUUCAACGUUUCCUCUUCUACGCUCACUUCCAAAUACCGGGGAGAAUCGGAGAAACUUGUGCGGUUACUGUUCGAAAUGGCGCGGUUCUACGCUCCCAGCACUAUAUUUAUCGACGAGAUCGACUCUUUGUGUUCUCGACGAGGCUCCGACUCGGAACACGAGGCAUCGAGGCGGGUCAAGUCCGAACUGUUAGUGCAAAUGGAUGGAUUAGGGUCAGCCACCGAUGAACCCGCCAAGGUAGUAAUGGUGUUAGCAGCGACCAACUUCCCGUGGGACAUCGACGAAGCUUUAAGGCGUCGUCUCGAAAAACGCAUAUACAUCCCUUUACCGACACAGGAUGGUAGGGAAGCAUUACUGGCGAUUAACCUAAGGGAGGUCAAAGUGGACCCUGAGGUGGAUCUACGGACUAUAGCCAGGAAACUUGAUGGUUACUCUGGCGCGGAUAUCACUAACGUUUGCAGGGAUGCAUCAAUGAUGUCGAUGCGUAGAAAGAUCGCCGGUCUAAAACCGGAACAGAUCAAACAAUUAGCCAAGGAAGAGCUGGACCUUCCCGUGACCAAGCAGGACUUCAUGGAGGCGCUGGCCAAGUGCAACAAAUCCGUUUCCAAAGGCGACAUACAGAAAUACCUCUCGUGGAUGGACGAAUUCGGCUCCUCUUGAUCUUAACCAAAUCCCAAUAGCACAGGUUCCCCAUUCGAAAUUGUGAUAUUUCGGCUAAAACUCGACGGAGUUUCAAACGUUCGCCUUACAACAUAGAUUACGCGACUGUUUCAGUAUUACCAUACCUACUUAUAGUAUAAUACCUGCGCUUCACUUGGCUAUUCGUGUUUGCUAUUUGUGCAAUUGACAUCAGUCUGUCCUUUUCAUUUCUUAUAAAGGUCGAUAAGGACGGACUGUUGUCAAGUUUACUAAUAGCAAAUACGAAAACCCAAGUGAAGUGCCGGGAUAAUAGAAAGCAUAUCGAAAUUUAACAAAUCUCAGCCCUGGUACCGUGAGGUGUUCACGUUAAACGCGAAAAUGUAAUCAAAUUUUAUUGGCGUCUUUAAUAAAGAUAAUAUUUUUACAUACAGUAGUCGGAUUAGAUACGACCUUCAUGAACAGGUUAUGCACUAUAUGUUACCCGACACAAGUAUACAUACAGUGGAUUGCUAGAUUGGUACACAUUUUGUUUUUAUUUUGUAGGAACGCCGUGAUCUUUGUACUUAAAUUAGGUUACUUGGAUUAUAUAGAGUUUAGAUAUAAUUUUAUGCCAUAACUAAUUUAUAUGUACUUUUAUAGAUUUUUAUUGAAACUAAAAUUUUUAGGUACUGUAAUAACAAAACUUGAUUUGGCAUUUAUGUAGUAUUUCGCUCAAUUAAGUUUAAAACAACUCGUAAUUAUUAAAUUGUGUUGUUAGAUAACUUAAAAAAAUAUAUUACAUUUAUGUAGUAGUCGCUGGCUAAUUUAAAUAAAAUUAUAGUUACACAACACAUCCACCUGUAUGCAUGUACUAUAAUGCUUUUUAAAAAAGGUCUUUUAUGAACAAUAAUAUUUUUCAAAGUAUAAUAAUAGCAAUAUAUGUGUUCAUAUUUUAACAUAAUCUACUACUCUUAUUUUAACUCCUGUUCUAUUCCAGAGAAAAUAAUUGGUCUAAUAAUGUUUUUUUUUAUAAAGAUAAUAUUUUUGCAAGCAUGUUAACAAAAUUUGUGUAACGAAGAUAAAAAUAAAUAAAUUUUAUCCAUUUUUAUUCUUUUAUUUACACUAUAUCGCCUUCUGCGUUCAAUCAAACUUGAACCAUUAUAAUUCACACCGAGGUGUGACCUGACCAAAAACUGUCCCGCCAAAAUCGAGGCGUCUGGCAACGCUGGUUCACUCCCACGCGCGCGUCUUGCUUGUAGUAGUGAAACGAUCGCAGCGCGGUGUAAUGAAGCUUUACCUUUGUACGGAUUGUACGUUUCUUUAGGCGCUUUGCAGACGACAGGGCGGGGCGGACUUUUUGUCCGCGUAGCAAUAAAAACCGCGUCUGCCC